This is a messenger RNA of Euleptes europaea (tarantolino), 1467 nucleotides long. RefSeq names its product keratin 8 (gene KRT8). Gene Ontology annotation, cellular component: keratin filament. The transcript has 9 exons. The coding region runs from base 1 to 1467 and encodes 488 amino acids. NCBI's taxonomy places the organism in Eukaryota, Metazoa, Chordata, Lepidosauria, Squamata, Sphaerodactylidae. The record is from RefSeq and is a predicted model, not a curated record.
AUGUCUUUCACCGUGACCAAGAAGAGCUACCGCAGCACCUCUGCUGCCCCUGUCCGCACCUUCAGCAGCCGAUCCUACACCUCGAGCCCUGCCAGCAGCUCCCGGAUCAGCACCUCCUAUGCCGCCUCCAGCUAUGGGGGCAGCCGGUUCGGAGGGGGCAGCGGCGGGGGCUUCCGGGGGUCAUCUGUGGGGUCCGGCGGGAUGGGGGGCAUCACGGCCGUCAGCGUGAACAAGAGCCUCCUGGCCCCCCUGAACCUGGAGAUCGACCCCACCAUCCAGCAAGUCAGGACCAAGGAGAAGGAGGAGAUCAAGACCCUCAACAACAAGUUUGCCGGCCUGAUCGACAAGGUUCGUUUCCUGGAGCAACAAAACAAAAUGCUGGAGACCAAAUGGAACCUCCUGCAGAACCAGAAAAUCACCCGCAGCAACAUGGACAGCAUGUUCGAGGCCUACAUUAACAACAUGCGCCGGCAGAUAGACGGGUGCGGCCAGGAGAGGGCGAGGCUGGAUGCUGAGCUGAACAACAUGCAAGGUUUUGUGGAAGAAUUCAAGUCAAAGUACGAGGACGAAAUCAACCACCGGACUGAGAAGGAGAACGAGUUUGUCCUCUUGAAAAAGGAUGUGGACGAGGCGUACAUGAACAAGAUCGAAUUGGAAACCCGCCUGGAAUGCCUGACGGACGAGAUCAACUUCUUGAGGCAGCUGUACGAUGAGGAACUGCGCGUGAUGCAGUCGCAGAUCAACGACACCUCGGUGGUCUUGUCGAUGGACAACAACCGCAGCUUGGACCUGGAUGGCAUCAUCGCCGAGGUCAAAGCGCAGUAUGAAGAUAUCGCCUCCAGGAGCCGCGCCGAGGCAGAAAGCAUGUACCAGACGAAGUACGAAGAGCUCCAGACCGUGGCAGGCCGGCAUGGAGACGACCUCCGCAACACCAAGAAUGAAAUCAAUGAGCUCAACAGGAUGAUUUCCCGGAUACAGUCUGAAAUCGAGAACCUGAAAGGCCAGCGUGCUAACCUGGAAGGUGCCAUUGCCGAGGCCGAGGAGCGCGGGGAGAUGGCGAUCAAGGACGCCAGUGGCAAGAUGGCAGAGCUGGAGGGCGCCCUCCAGAGGGCCAAACAGGACAUGGCUCGGCAGCUGCGGGAGUACCAGGAGCUGAUGAACGUCAAGCUGGCCCUGGACAUCGAGAUCGCCACCUACAGGAAGCUGCUGGAAGGAGAGGAGAGCAGGCUGGAAUCAGGGAUGCAGAACAUGAGCAUCCAGACUAAAACAACAGGCUACUCUGGUGGCCUUUCUAGUGGCUUCGGUGGCUACGGGGGUGGGUACUCUUCGUACUCGAGCGGCGGGUACUCCAACUCUUUCCCUCUGGAGAGCUCGGUCACCACCAAGACGAAGGCCAUCGUCAUCAAGAAGAUCGAGACCCGGGACGGGAAGCUGGUGUCCGAAUCCUCCGACGUGCUGUCCAACUGA